AUGUCUUUGCACAAAACGGCGACUGAAAAGCUCGUCGUCACCUUACGUCGCGGGUUAGCUGGAAAGCGAGACACGAUUAAACUCACCUGUAUAGCUUUAGGAUUGCGUAAACCUCGAGCGUCGAGAGUCGUCCCGAACACGAGCACGACUCGAGGACAGAUCGAAAAGAUCAAACAUUUAGUCAAAGUGGAAACGGAAACCGCGUUUCUGAAACGAUUGGAAAGGAAGGAGAAGAAGUUUAGCCUGCGACCGGAAAUUGUCGUCGAACAUUAA
Messenger RNA from Bathycoccus prasinos, 273 nucleotides. RefSeq lists its product with no specific name. NCBI's taxonomy places the organism in Eukaryota, Viridiplantae, Chlorophyta, Mamiellophyceae, Mamiellales, Bathycoccaceae. Gene Ontology annotation, cellular component: large ribosomal subunit; mitochondrion. Bases 1 to 273 code for a protein of 90 amino acids. The transcript has a single exon. Gene Ontology annotation, biological process: translation. The record is from RefSeq and is a predicted model, not a curated record. Gene Ontology annotation, molecular function: structural constituent of ribosome.